Molecule: messenger RNA, 327 nt
Organism: Danaus chrysippus (African queen)
Lineage: Eukaryota; Metazoa; Arthropoda; Insecta; Lepidoptera; Nymphalidae
Source: the annotation of a GenBank genome assembly
AUGAGUAAGGUUAAUUUCAGGGAUAUAUCGCCAAUUUUACAAGCAUUUAGAAAUUUCCUACUCGGUAGAAAAUUAACAAAUGCAUUGAGAUUUGAGCCACUCAUUGCAGCGAGAACUCAACCGCCCCCACAAAUUCCUGAUGGAGUUACACACAAACAUGCUCACAACUAUUACUACACUCGUGAUGGUCGAAGAGAAGUCAUGCCUCCUCAGGAUGUGACACAGCAGUUGAUUCCUGACAGUAGUGCUGAUAAAGGAACUCCUAAAACAGCUGCAAAUGCCCUGCCAAAGCCUGGAGCCAUAUUCCAUUGGGACAAACAUUAUUAG